AUGACAGAGAUGGUGAAGGACCUAUGGCAAGAGACUCCUCUUAUCUAUUCGACACACCUGUCCCAAAUCACCGGCGCUUCGGUCUAUCUUAAGCUCGAGAACGUACAUCCCUCAUUCUCGUUCAAGUACCGCGGGAUCUCGCGCUUCAUCCAGAAGGUGAAGGCUGAGCGCGGUCCCUCCGUCCAUCUUGUCAUCGCCUCAAGUGGAAACGCCGGGCUGGCCGCUGCGUGCGUCUCGCGUUCGCUGGGUUUUCGAUGCACCGUCUUCCUGCCCGAUGGUGCCGCGGACAACACACUGGGGUUGUUAAACAGGGAGAAGGCAGAGGUUGUGGUUGGUGGAAGAAUUUAUGCGGAGGCGUUGAAGGAGGCGAAGGAGCUUGUGAAGACAGAAUCCGAGGCGGUGAUGGUUCCUUCUUACGACGACCCUGUGCUAUGGGAGGGUCAUAGUUCGAUGAUCCAUGAAGUCAAACGGCAACUUACGGGAAGGCAGCCUGACGCCAUUUUCUGCAGCGUCGGGGGCGGUGGCCUGCUCGGAGGAAUUUUCGAGGGUGGUUGGUUGGGAAAGCGUCCAAAUUAUCACCCUCGAGACGAUGGCGUCGAGACGGCAUUACCGGACGGCGUGCAUAUCGUUCACAAUCAGGAGUUCGGCUUGGACUUGGCGCAUUUUUCUAGUGUCGCGUUGCAGUCGAAGGCGUCCAGCUCAUUGGGCGCUUCAGAACCAGCUGUUAGGGUCCUUAAUAAGGCGCUCAAGUGGCCGGGAGGGGUGCGGACGAUCAGCGUGCCCGACGAGUUGAGCAUGGAUACGCUACUUAAAUUUACUGAUUCCUCGUCGAGCUAG
Molecule: messenger RNA, 837 nt
Organism: Cyclocybe aegerita
Lineage: Eukaryota; Fungi; Basidiomycota; Agaricomycetes; Agaricales; Hemipholiotaceae
Source: the annotation of a GenBank genome assembly